This is a messenger RNA of Cinclus cinclus, 1011 nucleotides long. It is a transcript of the gene TEX12, whose product is annotated as testis expressed 12. The record is from RefSeq and is a predicted model, not a curated record. The transcript is spliced from 4 exons. NCBI's taxonomy places the organism in Eukaryota, Metazoa, Chordata, Aves, Passeriformes, Cinclidae. Bases 89 to 445 code for a protein of 118 amino acids.
GCAGCCGCAGCUUUGACAGGUUUUUUAUUUAAACGUUGUCCCCAGCGCGGCCGCUCAGCAAACACCGCGUGCUUUUCGUGAGGCAGCCAUGGCGAGCAGCUCGCAAAAAGCGGAUAAGGAUAGAAAUAAAAGCAAAAAGAUGGAGAGUGAAGCUUCAGAAAAUCCUCCGUUGUCUGACCAAACAGAUUUGGCUCCUGAGGACUCGCUGUCCUUUUCCAAGACUGAACCACUGGAAAAGGUUUUAAAUGAGACGAGCAAAGAAAUUAUUAACUUGUUAUCAAAAUAUGCCAACAUUAUAAGUACAAGAGCAGCGUUGGAUUCUUCUUAUGUCCGGGAACUUGAGGAGAUCUUGAGAGAAGCCAGGGCCAUAGAAAACCACUUAAAGCAGAAAAGGGAGAUGCUGAAACAGAGAUUCACUUUCAUUGCCAACACUCUGCAAAGCUAAAUGGAGUUUGUUAUGGAAAUGCAGAGCUGAAGUUGUGUUUGUGCAUGAAAACAAACUGUGAUGAGUGUUGUGGUGUCUCUUUCUUGUAUAAAUAUUUGUUAGUUCAGGAAACUUCCACUACAGCAGCUACUUAGUGUUUAAAUACAUGGUGUAGUUAGUAAAAACAAUUCUGAAUAUCUGUUUUAAAUCCUGUAACUCAAGGGGUUAAGACAUUAAGGUGUGUUAACCCAUUAAAUAUAGCAAAAAACCCCAUUUCUAUGAAACAGGAAUUUAUGAUGUAAGUAGAAAAUGACCUCAGAUCAUUUAAUGUUAACUAUUUUCUGGUUAUGGUUUUUUUUUUUUUCCUUUCUACUUUAAAAAAUAUUUUUGUGCUAAAAUCUUAGUAGAAUAUACUUGCAAUGUUAUUUACAUUUUGCCUCAUAAUGUAAACAGGCUGAAAACAGAUAAGAUUAGAAAUAAGAGAGUUUUUAUAAAGAACUUUGAGAAAGUAUGAAGUCUUAAUUUGCAAUGCAUUGUCAUACUGGUACAUGUGUUACAUUUCAAGGCCAUGUUGAUAUCAAAUGUAA